AUGCGACGUGGUGGCAUCGAAUUCCCAUUCCUCGAUCUCCUCGGCGACAAUGCCACGUCCUUCAAGUGGACGCCAUCGCUUGUUAUGUCGGCCGAAAACGUUAUCGCUCUUAAGGGCGCUGCGGAUUACGGAAUCAAGACUUACCCGUCGUUGUUCGAGCCUGCUUGCGAUGCAUACAGUGCGGUACCCGACGCUAAGGAACCGCGAACUACGUCUUUCGAGGCGACGAGCGCUGAGGCUGGCGCCGCAUCCAUUAGCACGCGGCUGUCACUCACGUCGGAGGAGAAGUACCCGUUGGGUUUCUUCAUGAACGUCACCAACCAGGUCAUGUUCGGCGACGGCAAGCAAUGCGAUAACAUGAUCCGUCUUUUCAACACCAGCUUGACGACAAGCCCUAACAAGAUCGAGACCGUAAAGGGCACCGUCAAGACCAAGGGUUUCCCAUUUGAGAGCGAACAGGAGUUCGAGUGCGCGUAUGGAAUCAGGUUCAGCUCGGCGUUCAUCGAGAACAACUACCUGCCUUGCGAAAACUUCAGGAACUACGGCACUGCUUAG
Messenger RNA from Alternaria hordeiaustralica, 555 nucleotides. RefSeq lists its product as uncharacterized. The record is from RefSeq and is a predicted model, not a curated record. Bases 1 to 555 code for a protein of 184 amino acids. Lineage: Eukaryota; Fungi; Ascomycota; Dothideomycetes; Pleosporales; Pleosporaceae. The transcript is spliced from 2 exons.